AAGCAGAGGCCCUGGAACGAAAACAGACUCACGUGUGUGAGGUCGGCAUUCUCGGAUUUCGGUGGUAUUCGGCUGUUGGAAGUAUUCUAAGCGUGAACCAGCAUGAAGAAAAAUAAGCGGACGGCUUCCGAGGCUCUCGAGGAUAAGGGCGAGCAGGAGCGAUUCACAGAGGUUGUUCAAAAGAGAAUCAAGGUCGAUGACGAUCCCCUGGCUCGGAAACAGCGUCGAGUGGAUAGGGAGAAGGAAUUCGCGAAGGAGCGAGGCGUGAUUUACGUCGGUCACAUCCCGCACGGUUUUUACGAAGACGAGCUGAGGAAAUAUUUCUCACAGUUUGGUGAAGUGACGCGGGUCCGAGUUUCUCGAAGCAGGAAAACAGGGGGUUCCCGAGGCUUCGCCUUCGUCGAGUUCCAGCAUGACGCUGUUGCUGCGAUCGCCGCCGACACCAUGAAUGGUUACUUGAUGUUCGAUCGACUCCUGAAGGUCAACGUCGUGCCCAAGGAAAAGGUUCAUUCAGACAUGUUUGCACUCCGGUACCCCUUCCCACUGAACCGAGAGAUCACGAGAACUUUCAUCAACGCUGAGAGAACCGAGACCCGUGAUAAGAGGAAUAAGAAACUAAAGGUCAAGAGAUUCAAGAAACAGUUGAAGCAUCUUCAGGACCUCGGUAUAAGCUACGAGGCCGCUUUCAAAACUUCGGACGGCUCGAGCGUACGGCCGAAACCACGUAAAGCGAGCGAGGAAGCGACCGCGGAACCAGAGCUUUGCGCCGUAGAAUUUUCGGCGGCGGCGGCGACGGGCGAAAAAAAGUCGGCGGACGCCGUAGCAAUCUUCGGCGGUCCGAUAGACCCACGGCGCGCCGCGGAAAGGUUUCUCGCAUUCAGAAUAAGAGAGUGAGCUCCAGUACUUGAGAA
Molecule: messenger RNA, 911 nt
Organism: Galendromus occidentalis (western predatory mite)
Lineage: Eukaryota; Metazoa; Arthropoda; Arachnida; Mesostigmata; Phytoseiidae
Product: MKI67 FHA domain-interacting nucleolar phosphoprotein-like
Exons: 4
Coding region: 103-894 (263 amino acids)
Molecular function (GO): RNA binding
Source: RefSeq, a predicted model, not a curated record